This is a messenger RNA of Chara braunii, 956 nucleotides long. The record is from the annotation of a GenBank genome assembly. Lineage: Eukaryota; Viridiplantae; Streptophyta; Charophyceae; Charales; Characeae.
AGAGAAGAGGUCGAAAGACAAAGCUUGUGCAUCAUGUCGAUGUCGGUAGCACAAGUGGCGAAGGCUCUCACAGAGGUGAUAAAGUAUGCAGAGGAGGGCUUCAACUACAACGGUCAUGGCGAGUUGUCUUUGUUGGAGGAGAGGGUGCCGGGGUACUUUGCUGUUAGCGUGGAUAUGAGAUCCACGAUCAUGGCCAACGAAAGUGGUUGUGUGCAGGCACGAACACUCUUGGAACGAUUGAGAGAGUCACCUGAUGUUCGUGUGGACAACGACGCGGAAGACAACCCAUACAGUCUAAAAGGAGUUGUGCAGUGGAUGUGCAGUGAAGGCAUGUGCGACGAAGGACUUCUAUGUGACCUCAUGAAUAAGACAGAGGACGACAGGAACGUCAUUCAUGAGGCCUUGCAUGAAGUCACAGAGUACGCCGUGCAGGGUCGAGAUCUCAUUGAUUUUGUGCCAGCGUCAGCAGGAGAGGAGAUCAUUAGUGGCAGACCAUUGUGGGGGGGCUUGUUGGGUUGUGCUCUGACGCGGCUUGGUCUUGCAACCUGCGAUGUCAAGAGACAGAGAGAAAGGGAAGAGGGUUGGAGGCUGAUUGCCAGCGAAACAAGGUUACCGGUCAUUGAAGAAACCGGGGAGACAUCAGCAGCACAAGAUACGAGUGGGACGAUGGUGUUCGACGUGUCUACCAUGCACACAUCAACGACAGAGGACUUGGUGUAUAUGGACAUGUGUGAGGGUUUCUUCUUAGGGGAACAACAGUUGGCAGAGCGUAGAGACGAUGCAAAGCACAGAGAUGAUGCAGAGGAGGAGGAUGAGGAAGAGUACGAGGGGUCUGACGUGGAGGUGAGCGACAGCGACGUCAGCAGCGACGAAGAGGACGACGACAAUGAUGUGUACUACGAUCUCAAGACGGCCUGUGGACAAGUAACCAAAGGUUGGGCACAUGCAAUCCUCAG